Molecule: messenger RNA, 6096 nt
Organism: Debaryomyces fabryi
Lineage: Eukaryota; Fungi; Ascomycota; Pichiomycetes; Serinales; Debaryomycetaceae
Gene: CYR1
Product: adenylate cyclase
Exons: 1
Coding region: 1-6096 (2031 amino acids)
Biological process (GO): cyclic nucleotide biosynthetic process; intracellular signal transduction
Molecular function (GO): protein binding
Source: RefSeq, a predicted model, not a curated record
AUGAGUUUCUUGAGAAAAGAUAAAUCAAAGAGCAACUUAUUUAAUAGUUUUGCUGCCGGCCAGUAUAAUAUAUCUACGAGUAAUUCAAAUAAUCGUGAGACCGACGAAAUGAAUAGUAAUAAGUUUCAAGAGCCGCCUUCUCCCAUGACAGAUAAUUUUGAAGGUUCUGAUAUGAAUACUGCGUCAAAUCAAUUGGACGCUAACAACGGCUCAGGUGGGUCUGAAAGCGGGGCAAACGCUAGACCUAAACUUGCUAAGAAACUGUCGUCGAAUGGAGUAUACCCGAUUUCGUCGUCAUCAUCCUUGAGUUCUAACGACAGGAACGAGGGCCAGAUAUUUUUCAAUAGCAAAUUCAACGAAUAUGAAGAUAGAACUACGGCUGGGGAACAGCAAGGCCAAUUGAAGGGAAAUCAAGUACAGGAUACCCAGCAAGCAAAUCUGGCGCAAGCAAAUCAACAGCAACAACAGCAAAAGAUACCAGCAAGAAAUAGUUCGGUGGGAUAUAAUAAUGAUAUGAACUAUAGUCCAAGGUCAUCGGUAGUAUCUCUCUCAACACCACCGAAUCAAAGCAACACUAACUCCGAAGUCGCUGCUAGUGCGGAACAGAGUUAUAUUAAAGACAACUAUAAGGGAUUUCAUGCAAAUAAGCGCCCUAAGGGUUUAGCCAAUAUUCCCCCUCUAGCACAUCCAAUAAAGCCACGAUUCAGGAAGAAGGGCUCUUCAUUAUUAGGAAAAUUAAUUUAUUCGUCGAGAAAAGAUUCCGAAAGUUCUCAGCAAUCGACUGAACAGACACCACAGCAUUCUAUCGAUUUAGAAUUAGAUGAAGCUGAAGCCACAGAUAAACAGCGUCGUAAUUCAUCGGGAAAUAAUGGAGGUCAGCAACAGGCAAACAAUAAAAAGAGUGUUAGCUCGACUGGCUCUACUUCUUCUAAACAUAAGUUUAGGAUUCCUUCUAUAUCGUUGGACCAUCACCACCACUCACAUAAAAAUGAAAAUGAAGAGCAUAACUAUCAUCCUAGAGCUCAGUCAGCAUCGAAGGCAGAAAUAAGAAGAAAUCAACCAGGAGGUGAAAAAAAGAUAGCACCUACUUCGUUUGAUCUAGAUAUGGACAUAAAUGAAAUGCAAGGUAUUGUGAAAAGUCCAAAUCAACCUACAACUCAUGAGAAUAAGAAUCCCUUAAAUGAUGAUUUUGGUGAAACUUCGUUCACAUUCAAUCUUAACGAUGCCAGUAAUAUAGCUCCACUACAGCAAACAUCUGAUAAUGUAAAUGUUGCAAUGCAAAAAUCAUCAUCCAGUGUUUCUUCAGCCAUACCCGCUGGCAGUGCCAAUGCAAAACAGUAUGCAAAUCGCUCGGGAGGAGCUUGGAGAGCUCCAGACAGUUGGGAUGUCAAAUUGAAUGACCCUUCCUAUUCGGCUAAAAUCGAUAACAGAUCACUAUCUGAUUCCGAUAAUGAAGAUAGAAUAGAUGAUAGAGUUAGUAGCGCUGACACGUCAUCAACUUUAAGCACUUCCAUGAAGCAGUUAAACGAUAAGUCGACCAACAAACUAUCAAAUACAGCACAAGUUUCUCUUAGGAAACUGAAAAAGGAAAAAUCAGAACUUCGCUCGGAGAAGCCACAAAGCACAAGGUCGAAUCUACCUGUGUUAUAUGGUUCAAGUAAUAUUUCGCACGAAGUUCCUACCCAAUCGGAUUCUAAAAAUCUUACAAAAGGACCAAAUCACAUAGUCAGAGUUUUCAAAGAAGACAAUACAUUUACCACGAUUUUGUGCCCAUUAGAAACUACUACUGCAGAAUUACUAAGCAUAGCACAAAGGAAAUUCUUUCUUGAAUCAAUCGCAAAUUAUCAAAUAUCCGUGUACAUAGGUGAUUGUGUUAAGGUAUUGGAGCCUUUUGAGAAACCAUUGAAGAUUCAAAUGGGCUUAUUAAUGUUAAGUGGAUAUUCUGAUAAUGAUAAUUUAAGGAUUAUCGGAAGAGAGGAUUUAUCCUAUAUUUGCAAAUUCGUGGUAGAAAAUAUUUAUUUGAGGAGUUUGACUCACGAAGAGGAAAUCAUGCUUUCUAAGGAUUACGUUGAUGUGAAUAUUUCGAACUCAGAUUUGAAAAAUAUCCCCAUCAUUUUCCAUCAGCAUACUUACGAAAUUGAAAAAUUGAAUGUAUCAGAUAAUCCAUCCAUUUAUAUUCCUUUAGAUUUUAUUCAGUCUUGUACUAACUUGACUAGUAUUAUAUUUUCUAGGAAUGGAUGCUCGAAAUUUCCAAUAAAUUUCUUAGAGGCUAAACAAUUAACUCAUUUGGACAUGGAGAAGAACUUUUUAGACGACUUGCCAUCAAAAAUAAACCAUUUACGAAACUUAACACAUUUAAAGUUAAAUUCAAAUCAAUUAUUUUCGUUGCCUAAAUCCUUCGGAAAAUUACAGAAUUUGGUAUCAUUGAACUUGUCAUCAAAUUAUUUUGAAGCUUAUCCUGAAGCAAUUAGUGAAUUAAGCAAUUUGGCAGAUUUAGAUUUGUCUUAUAAUGACUUAUCUUAUUUACCAGAGUCAAUUGGAAGAUUAUCCCAGUUGGUUAAAUUGAAUGUAUCAACAAAUAAGUUAAGCAAGACAUUACCGCCAUAUAUCAGCAAUUUAGUUAUGUUGAAAAGGUUUGAUUUAAGGUACAACAAGCUUACAAAUGUUGAUGUCUUAGGAUCAUUACCUAAUUUAGAAGUUCUUUACGCUUCGAAGAACAAUAUUUCCACCUUUAAUGAUGAAAUGGAAAGCUUGAGAUUGCUCCAUUUUGAUAGAAACCCAAUUACUAAUCUAAAGUUUGACACUUUGCUACCGAAUUUGGCAGUUCUAGAUUUAUCGAAGGCCAAGAUUACCGCCAUCCCUUCCGAGUUUAUGCAAAAAAUCUCAAACAUUGAAAAGUUGGUUUUGGAUAAGAAUCAUUUAAUUAACUUACCCAAUGAGAUUGCAAAAUUAAGUAAGCUUGCCUAUUUAUCAGUUUAUGGUAAUAAUUUGCAAGUGUUACCACCUUCAAUUGGUAAAUUGACAUCCUUACAAUAUUUGGAUUUGCAUUCAAAUAAUUUACAGUUAUUACCUAAUGACAUUUGGGAUCUUAAAUCAUUAUCUUAUUUAAACGUUUCGUCUAAUAUGAUCAGCACAUUACCGAAGCCACCAUUGUCUUUGGCUAAAAGAAUUUCAUCUACAGCUAAUUUUAGGCAAAGCCCUACGAACGGCCUUAGGCUGGAAUCUGAUUCUAGAAGGCCGUCUGUCCAGUCUGUGAUCGAAAGCGACAGCACAACUACCCCUGUAGAACCUAUCGGCUUCAUUGAAGAGCGGAGUGAAGGGGUUUCUUAUGAAGAAAGCAGUUCAUCAUCAGUGAACUUUAAUAAUUCUUCAGGUUCUUUGGCAGACAGUUUAUUGGUUUUAGUCUUAGCUGAUAACAGAUUAGAUGAUGACUGCUUCGAAUCAAUUUCAUUUCUAGUUGAAUUGAAGACCUUGAAUUUGUCGUAUAAUGAUCUAUUAGAAAUUCCAGAAGGUGCGACGAGAAGGAUGACAAAAUUGACUGAAUUAUAUUUAUCAGGAAAUGAACUUACUAGUUUACCUACGGAUGAUUUUGAUAGUAUUAAGUCUUUGAAAUUACUAUACGUGAAUAAUAACAAAUUUGUCUCACUUCCAGCAGAAUUGAGCAAAUUAGUUAAUUUGCAACAUUUAGAUGUUGGGUCGAAUCAGUUGAAAUAUAAUAUUUCAAAUUGGCCAUAUGAUUGGAAUUGGCAUUGGAACAAAAACUUAAAAUAUUUGAAUUUUUCAGGUAAUAAAAGGUUUGAAAUUAAGCAGAGUCAUAUAAAGAAUCCAGAUACAGGAGAAGAUUUUGAUAGUUUGUUAGUUUUAAAAAAUUUGAGGGUACUUGGAUUAAUAGAUGUCACUUUGACAACAACAUCAGUCCCAGAUCACACAAUUGAUAUGCGCAUUAGAACUACAGCGUCAGAAUUAGAUAAUAUUGGUUAUGGGGUUUCCGAUACAAUGGGUAUGCGAGAUUUUGUCUCAAGUAGAGAUAUUUUCUUACAAAAAUUUAGAGGUAAUGAAAAUGAAGUCUUAAUAUGCUCAUUUGAUGGAAAAUCUGGAUCUCCUAACCACAGCCAUCGGAUAUCAGCACUAGCAAAGUCACUCUUCGUUCCCAACUUCACUAGUGAAUUAAACAAGUUGAAAAAUGAAGAGGAAAUUCAAGAUGCUAUACGAAGAACUUUCCUUUCUUUGAACAAAGAAAUAAAUGGUAUACUAUCUGCAAAGAAGAAUGAUUGCUUUAACCCCAGCUCUCAGAUUAGUCCAGAGUUCGCAGACUUAAACCUUCGUGAUGAUGCAGCAGCAGGCUGUGCUAUGUCCAUUAUUUAUAUAAAAGAGAAAAAACUUUAUACUGCUAAUAUUGGUGAUGUUGAGACGUUAUUAUCUACAAGUAAUGGUGAUCAUGUUUUAUUAACAACGAAGCAUAGUCCAACAAGUAGAAAAGAAUUUGAAAGAAUUAGAGCUUCGGGUGGCUAUGUUUCUGGUGAUGGUGCGUUGGACGGUGACUUAGCCGUUUCUCGUGGUGUUGGAUUUUUCAACUAUUUACCUCAUACGCAUUCAGGACCAGACAUAAGUGAAAUUGAAUUAACUUCGGCGGAUGAUAUGAUUAUUAUGGCUACAAAGGUAUUAUGGAACUAUAUCACAUUUGAAAUAGCGGUUGAUAUUUUAAGACAAGAGAAGAAUGAUCCUAUGAUUGCUGCUCAAAAAUUAAGGGAUUAUGCGAUCUGUUAUGGUGCGACUGAUAAGAUGGCAGUAAUAGUUGUUACUUUGGGAGAGAAGAAACCAAACAGAAUGAAGUUUGGUGCAAAUGCGUUUUAUAAUAAUUUGGGACAGGAGAAUGAUGUUUUUGCAAAGAAAAGAAGGGAUAGGUCUCAACUAUUAGUUGGCGACUCUACUUUAAGGAGAUUGGAAGAAGAAAUAGAACCACCCGAGGGCACAUUAGCAUUGGCAUUCACCGAUAUUAAGAAUUCAACACUAUUAUGGGACUCAUACCCUGUUGCAAUGAGAUCUGCCAUUAAAAUUCAUAACGCUAUUAUGCGUCGUCAACUAAGAAUAGUAGGAGGUUAUGAAGUUAAAACAGAAGGUGAUGCAUUUAUGGUUUCGUUUCCAUCACCCACAGCGGCAUUAUUGUGGUGUUUCAAUGUUCAGCAACAAUUGUUAAAACAAGAUUGGCCUGCGGAAAUCUUGGAAACUGACCAUUGUUGUGAAGUUACAGACAGUAAAGGUGAAAUAAUCUUCAGAGGAUUAUCAGUACGUAUGGGUAUACAUUGGGGUUCACCUGUGUGUGAGCUUGAUUAUGUUACUCGUAGAAUGGAUUAUUUCGGUCCCAUGGUUAAUCGUGCAUCCCGUAUUAUGGCUAUUGCUGAUGGUGGUCAAAUUGCGGUCAGCUCAGACUUCUUGAGAGAAAUUAGGGCAUUAUAUAAAAUACAUGACGAUGUUGCAAGUGGUGCAACAACCCUUUACGAUGCUUACCAAGGUAAUGUUCGUGGAGGUGAGAUAAUUGAAAGAGAACUUCGUUCGAUUGAAGAAAUUAAAUGGUCAUUUUUUGAAUUGGGCGAAAAGAAAUUAAAGGGUUUAGAAACACCCGAGUUGAUUACCUUAGUUUACCCAAAAAAAUUAGAAGUGAGAUUUGAAAUCUUCCAGAAGAGGCUUUUCCACCUUGAAGAUUCGCAAUCGAGCACUAGAAUUGUUGGAACCUUACCGGUGGAUAGCAUUUAUGGUUUAAGGACCGUAUCGUUAAGAUUGGAGAAUAUUUGUUCGUGCCUUAAUGGCGGUGUUCACGUUAAUGAAGGAUUCCAAAUGAAUUCAUCUGAUAUUAUUUCUCAAAAAAUCAAUUCAUCAUUUAAGGAAAGUGAUUUAAUGGGGCUUUUGAACCAUAUAGUUACUAGAAUCGAGAAUUGUGUUGCGACAUUGCAUUUAAGACAGCAAAUGAGCCUCUUGGGUGAUAACGGAGGAUAUAUUGACUUCAGUCAAAUUCAACCAAUAUCCAAUAUUAUGGAUGAUCUUAAGACUUUGAUAGAACAAUUCGAGCAGUACAAAGGGCUCCAGGAAGGUGUAUAG